Akanthomyces muscarius is the source of this 651-nucleotide messenger RNA. RefSeq lists its product as uncharacterized. Bases 1 to 651 code for a protein of 216 amino acids. Gene Ontology annotation, molecular function: ferrous iron binding; catalytic activity. The record is from RefSeq and is a predicted model, not a curated record. NCBI's taxonomy places the organism in Eukaryota, Fungi, Ascomycota, Sordariomycetes, Hypocreales, Cordycipitaceae. The transcript has a single exon.
AUGGCUUCUACAACUGAAGCCUGUACAUCGCGUCAUGGCAGCGAAUCUUCUGAUUUUGCACCUGAUUUCCUGGCUCAUUGGGUAGUCAAGACGACGAGGCGCCAAGAAAUGACCCAGUGGUACCGCAAGGUCUUUGACGCACGUGUCGUGCACAAAGACCAGAACAUUACUUUUUUGAGCUGGGACCACGAACAUCAUCGCCUGGCCUUGAUCGAAGUGCCAUGGAUCAUUCGCUGGUUGCUUCCCCUAGCCAGGUAUCAGCGCAAGAUAAUCGGCAUUGACCACCUGGCCGUGCAGUUCACCACCAUAACCAAGCUGAUGAAUACCUACGAGCGGCUCAAGAAGAUCGGCAUUUUCCCCAUCUGGGCUAUCAAUCACGGCCCCACGACGUCCCUCUAUUACGAAGAUCCGGACGGAGUCCGCCUAGAGUUCCAAGUCGACAACUUUGAGACAGCCGAGAAGACCUCAGACUACUUUGAUUCGCAGGAAUUUGCAAAAAACCCAAUUGGCACCAACUUCGACCCGGAGUACUUGCUGGCUCGCGUGCACCGUGGUGACAACCCCGCCGACCUGUUGCAGCCGGGUGCUGGUACGCCCCCAGACCAAGUUCCGGUGACGAAUAUGAAGACGAUCAACUGGACCACCCUGUGA